Messenger RNA from Rotaria sp. Silwood2, 641 nucleotides. NCBI's taxonomy places the organism in Eukaryota, Metazoa, Rotifera, Eurotatoria, Philodinida, Philodinidae. The record is from the annotation of a GenBank genome assembly.
AUGCUCAAUGAAGAUGAACUCCGAGACAUACCCGUUCUCGUUUUAGCUAAUAAACAAGAUUUACCGAAUGCAAUGUCGCCCAUUGAAUUAAUGGAUAGGCUUUGCUUUGAAAAAUUAACACCUAACAGAAAAUGGUAUAUACAAGCGACAGUAGCCACACAAAACCAAGAUCUUCGGGAAGGUUUUAAAUGGCUGACAGAUGUAUUAGUGAAUAGAAAUGUAAAUAUUUUUCAAUCAAUGAUGGAAACAGUAAACGAUUCGAAAGUGAUGAAAGACGAUAUUCUAUCUAUGUUUCAUUUGAUCAGUCUAAAGCCAUUUUUUGCUAAAUUUAUUCAACAUUGAUAAUCUUAUUUUCUAUGGUCUAGUGGAACUACAAUAUUUGCGUAUGUGUGGUAGAUGAUUUUAGAAUUCUUUGUGCUAUAUGUUUGUCCAAUAAUUAUCAUAUUGGAACAUAAUGAAUGGUUGCAAGCAUUAAAGAAAUUGAAAGGUCAAUUCGUUGUCUAACUAGCGUAAUUGAUGGCAUAUCAUAUACAGACAUUCCUAUUAAACUGUCGGUCGAAUUUUUUGGUAACAUAGUAAAAAAAAUGGAAAAAAAACAUUGAAAUUGUUAAUUGAUUGCGUACAUACAAUAAUCCUCCCUA